Molecule: messenger RNA, 1781 nt
Organism: Solanum lycopersicum (tomato)
Lineage: Eukaryota; Viridiplantae; Streptophyta; Magnoliopsida; Solanales; Solanaceae
Biological process (GO): asymmetric cell division
Source: RefSeq, a predicted model, not a curated record
AGUAGGGGUAACGUAAAAUUGUCUUUGUGUGAUUUAUAUGUCAUAAGUUCGAGCUGUAAAAUUGUGUCUAUGUGAUUUAUAUGUCAUAAGUUCGAAUCAUAAAAUUGUCACUGUCUGAUUUAUAUUAAAGAAAAAUUACUCAGUUUAUUUAUACUUUUUUUUGAGGAUCAUCUACAAUCUAAUGUUGAACAAAUUUUAGCAGAAAAAUCUCUCCUCUUCAAUAUAAUAGUGAUGUUUAGAUCAACUUGUACGUUAGCUAUUGCUUCCUCGUAUGUGUAUUUGCUAAAUCUAUCCAUCGAGGCUUAGACUGCGGAACUUGUAGGUAACCUUCUAGCUCCGCCCCUAAUAGAUCAAGACUUGUAUAUGGAGUUUUGGGUUGUUGUAGCAGCUGCAGGAGCAGGUUAUGUAGCACAAUGUUUGCAAAGUUCAUCAGAUGAAAAGGGCAACUUAUUAGUAGAUAACAAGAAGAAUUUGUUGCAUCAACUACGCGAAAAAGUGUGCCCUUUUCACAUAUUAGCUCGAAAAAGAGCUAAAAAGGAAGUCUCAGAUGAUGAAGAAGUUUUCAGAUUCAGACAUCUUAAUCUUGAUUCAUCAGAUUGCCUCGAGAAAGAUUCAUUUUGUCCAUCCUCAGCAAAAGAAUAUACAAGUACCAGGAACAAAGAUUCUGGUGGAUCAUUCAAUACAACAGGGCUACCAAAUGGAAUGGCUUUAUUCUAUAUGGGAAUUGUUAGUGGCAUGAUGUCUGCUGUUAUUGCAAACAGUAAAGAGAUAGAAAAGGUGAAUGAGAAGUUAAAAUGGACCAAGAAUUUAGUUCAGAAGUUAGAAAAUGAGCUCAAUGUGAAAGAGAUUGCUAAUGAUGAUUAUGAGAAUCCAAAUCUAUGUAGUCCCUCUAUGUCAACUGUUGAUGAACCAACCAGUCAAGCAGAGAAACACGAGUCGAUGAGCGAAAUUGAGGCAGAGCUUGAAGCUGAAUUACAAAGGUUGGAAAUCAGCUUGAAGGUUUCAACCUUUGAAAGAAUAUUUGAUUGUGUUGAGCUAAAUCCAGAAGAUGAAAUAAAUGUGGUUCAUGGAGACUUGAAACUAGAUUGCCUCAAUGUGCAGAGCCCUGAUUCAUCAGGAUCAGAUAGUGGAACUUGGAUUGAUCAUUCUAAACCUGCCAACCAUCCUGUUUCCCCGAGGGAGCUAAGCUCGCGUCUGCAUGAGGUGAUAGAAUCCAGGCUAGAAGCUCGAAUUAAGGAGCUCGAAGCAGCCCUUUAUCAUAGCCAAAAUAGAGCUUGUUCAUUGGAAACACAACAGAAUCUCUCUCAAAAGGCCUGUGCAUUGCGCGAAUCAGAGUCCUCAUGUUGGUAUCAUGAGGCUGAUGAAGAGACCACCAGUAUCAGGCAUGGAAGUGAAAAUGCUUUUGACACUAAUACAACAACCCCUCCUUUUGAUGGAGGAUUGAUUGAUAGCCCAAACGAAGAACAGGGUGGCCUGGUGCACGAACGUAAGCAGCCUACCUUGAUACAAUUAUUAAAGACAGAAUCCAUGGCUCUAACCCGUGAGCUACAUGUCUCACGGAAACAACAUUACCAUUGCUCCAAAGUUCCCAUUCAUUGAUAGACCAGAUAUGAUGGGAAAAUGAUCAUAUCUAUAUUAUGUUGUCUUCUGUUAUUUUUUAUGUUACAUUGGUAUCUUCUUACAACUCUUUUGAGUAUAGAGACAGAAUGUGCAGUGUACAUGUAAAGAUUGAAGAAUUUUUUAUAGAUCAAUAGACAUUAGGGAUAGGGUGUUAUUCUGUA